This is a messenger RNA of Biomphalaria glabrata, 4706 nucleotides long. RefSeq lists its product as uncharacterized. The record is from RefSeq and is a predicted model, not a curated record. The transcript is spliced from 8 exons. Gene Ontology annotation, molecular function: pseudouridine synthase activity; RNA binding. The coding region runs from base 45 to 2639 and encodes 864 amino acids. NCBI's taxonomy places the organism in Eukaryota, Metazoa, Mollusca, Gastropoda, Planorbidae. Gene Ontology annotation, biological process: pseudouridine synthesis.
AGUUUACAAAUGAAAAGGUCACUAAACUUAGGUCAGCGAAAAGCAUGAGUUUAAAGUUAAAGACAACAUUGGGACUUUACAAAUCCGAAUCUCUUACUUAUUGUGUACAAUUGUGCCAUAAGUUGCUAACACAACAGAGAUACUUCUCAGAUGCUCCCAAUCAUAAAAAUGAACCACAAAACAAUGAUACGGACGACUUUUAUGGGAUACCAGAAUCAUUCCGAUUACAACAGGUGAGGCUACGACCAAAUAAAACAUCAAUUAAAAAAUCUGAUGAUAAUGAUUCUCAAGAUACUGAUACGACAAAAGAUGAGAUCUAUCAAACUCAAAGUAGAUCAAACAAUCUCGAUGACAGUCAUGAAAAGAAACAUUUGUCUCGGAAAGAAAGACGUCUCCUAAAACACACCGGAGUGGCAUAUCGUACUUUUUAUGGGUUUGUUUCAUUUGAUGCAGCCGCUGGUCACCAACCCGAAGAACAUGUUGCAAAAGUGGAGAACAUUUUUAAUAAUUGUUUCAGAAUAUCUAGAAACUCUAAAGAUAGCAAUUUAGAUGUAGCUCUGGAUAGGUCUAGUGCUAGAUCAUCUGUAGAUCAAGGUCCUAAUCUAGAUAAAAGUCAGUUUCCAUCAAUGUCACCACCAGAAACUGCUAAAUCUCUUUCUCAACAUCCUUCUCAUAUUGAAUCGAGCUCAUUAAAUUAUAUUGACAGAAAUUUUUUUCCACGAAUAGACCAAGAUGUGCAUUCUAAUGAGAUUGGCACAUUUUCAGACAAAUUUCAAGAUCAGGAAACUCGAAAAAAUCUUGAAAAUUAUAAACCUAGUGCUGCUAAUGUCAAGCCCAUUCAAGAACCGUCAGUUGUAGGCCUGCAUGAAGUAGAAGAUAUUAGAUAUACUAAGCUAGAAAAAGGCAUUAAAGAAACAAAUUAUCCCAUGAGUUCUAAAAAUAUUGAUUUUAAAGAUGCAAAGACUGGCAGUUAUGAAAGUAAUUUAAAUGAAGUUGAUGAACAGUAUUUUGGUCAACACUUGAAGCGUAACGAAAAAGUAAAUGUCAAUUACAGUUCAACAAACAAACCUAAAUUUACUGGCAACAUCAGUGAAAUAGAUGAGCAAUAUUUUGGUUCACAUCUAGAAACUAAAAAUGUAUCUAUUGCUCAGGACAGGUCUGAGGAUGUGAAAGAGAAACAGAAUGAUUCAUAUAAUCAGCCAACUUAUAAUGGAACAGAAAAAGACCUUUUUAGAAGUAAUCUGAAUGAAGUAGAUGAACAAUAUUUUGGAGAGUCUUUUCAAACUAAAGCUGAUUUUAAUGUUGAAACUGGUACCAAUAAUGAUCACGACUUUGGUAAAGUUAUAGCCAAUUAUCCAAUACAUUAUGCUAGCAGUCAGUCUGAAAAUUCUCUUUCUGGUUUAAAACAAGAUGUCCAAACUUUAAAAGAGAAGAAAACAUCUUUAGAAACAUCAGAAGGGCAGUCUAAUCAUUCAGACAAUAAAGUCAAAGCCAAUGUAGAUAAUACAAACAUCUUAUCAAGCGAUGACUUUAUAAGAAAAAAACAUCAUAAAAAGAAAGAGGUUUCAACUCCAGAAAAAAAAGCACCAACAGCUUAUGACAUGGCUAUGAAAAUAAGAUCUAGUUUGAAAGACAGUGAGUAUGAGUAUGGCACAUUGAAGAACGUAGAGCAACAAAAAUAUCACAGCAGAUCUCAAGUUCUUGAGGACUCAAGUGAUGAAACAGCAGCUGAUAAGUUGGAUACCAAAAAGGUUGAUAGUAAAGGCUUUAAAAUCUUAAAACACCAGACACUUGAUUUAAACAAAAUGACCAAAGCAGAUUUAACAGCGAUGCUCAGGUCAAGAAUAAUAUUUGACAAUGAAGAUUUCUUGGCUAUUGAUAAACCUUAUGGGUUACCUUGCAUAAGUCAAAAACAGGACAGGGUCAGCAUUACAGAAUUAUUGCCCAUGCUCAUUCAAAGUCUGUCCAAAAGCUACAAGACCAGUGAACUUCAUUUGGUGCAGAACUUGGAGCGUAACGUUACUGGCGCCAUUAUUCUUGCCAAAAAUCCUGAAGUAGCGUCCAUAUUAAAGGGCAUGUACAAUGAUCCUGAAGUUGUCACACAGCGGUUUUGGGCUAUUACUAAAGGUAUACCAAGCCCACCAAAGGGACUUAUUGACAUACCCAUUGGGGAAGGAAAAAUUGGAAAUAUCUACAAGAUGCUGUUAAGACCUAGAUACACUAUAGAAGAGAAGAAAGUGAUGAAGAAUAGCCAGGCUCCAUCAGAAAGAGCCAUAACUGAAUAUGAAAUCUUGGAUAGCCAUAUCCAAGCUGCUCUUGUUCAAUGUGUGUUACAUACCAAUAAUGUCAAACAUCAAAUAAGAGUUCACUUGGCAAGUGGAUUAAAUACACCCAUCCUCGGAGAUCAUAAAUAUUCUCAUUUUGCCACCCAACGUCCACAGAAGCUUCACAAAGAAAUGCUGGACAUGCUAAAAAUUCGACAAGCCAAAGUCCGUGACCUUGUUCUCCACUUGCAUUGCCGCUCUGUCAUCUUGAAAGAUUACAAAGGAAAAAUGAUUUUCCUGACCACACGUCCUCCUCCUCACUUUAAACAAAAUCUGGAGUCUUUAAAGCUAGCUGUGCCCAAGAAAUUACUUUAAAGCUAGCUGUGCCCAAGAAAUUACUUUAAUUUACUGAAACACUCAAACUCUCAGUAUAAAUUCAGUUCUUCAAAUAUUCUUGUUUUACACAUUUGUUGAGCUUUUAUUUGGCAAAUUUGUUUUUAUUAGUAUACUAGAGUACAACAUGUGUCUUCAAGAUUAGGUUAGAGUUAUAUUGUAUUCACUUGUUUAACUUAGAAAAAAAAAACAUCAACAUUAAAAAACAUUUUUGGUUAUUAAAAAAAGACAACCAUUUUGUUAUGAGAGUAAAUUAGAGCUAUCAUAGGGCACAUGGAAUCGGGUCUUUGUGUUUUUCAGAACAAGUUAUAGAUAAGUAUAUCAUGUGUAUAACAUCAAUUCUAUUUUUGGUUAUUGUAAUUUGAUGUAUCUUUGGAUGGCUGCUUGGUCAUGUGGUAUGCAUUCUGGACUGAUGUUCUGUGGUCAUGAGGGUCCUGUAAUUAUCUAAUUUACUGAAACUGAAUAUUGAAAAAUGUAUUUGUUUAUAAUUAGCUUACUUUAUAGCUUAGUAUGUUAUUAAAUGGUUUUUAGUUUCAAAGGUUUCAAAUGUACUAGUUAUUACAUGUCAUUAUGUUAAGCUGUGGAGGCACUGUGGCUGAACAGUAAAGUGCUUGGCUUCUGAACCGAGUCCUGGGUUUGAAUCCUGGUGAAUACUGGGAUUUUUUAUUUCAGGAUCUUUGGGCGCCUUUGAGUCCACCCAGCUCUAAUGGGUACCUCAAAUUAGUUGGGGAAAAGUAAAGGCGGCCGGUUGUCGUGUUGGCCACAUGACACCCUCAUUAACGGUGGGCCACAGAAACAGAUGACCUUUACAUCAUCUUCCCUAUAGAUCGCCAGGUCUGUAAGGGGAACUUUACUUAUAUUAAGCUGUUAUGAUACUAAUAGUUUAAUAAUUAAUCUCUGUAAAUGAUUGAUUAGUAGAAUGCUAUUGUAAAAAACAAAAAACUUAAUUGCAUGUCUGAAAUGCAUGUGUCUACUCUUAUUGCAUGACAGCUAUGUUACUAAGUAAGAAAUUUAGUUAACAGUCACUCACUGUUUAAAAGGAGCUCUAAAAUUGUGCUGCAGAAUUCAAAGUUGAUUCACAUUUCCAGAUUUUAAAAUGUUAAUUAUUCUACUAAAUAAAUGUAAAAGGAAUAUGCUUCGUUCACUCCUUUGAUUAUUUUUAUUGUUCAUUAUUGAUAAUGAAAUUUAAUUAAGAAUAUUGCUUAAUUGCUUAAUUAUUAAUAAAUAAUUCUACAAUGUAACAAUAUAUAUUAUAUUUUUAGUAACCCUAGGGAAACAGCUAUUGUUUUGAGCUGUCUCACACAUUUAGCACUUUAAAAAAACUAAAAGCUCUAUUAAAAAUCUAAUUUCACCAACACCUUUAUUAGCUUUUAUAUAGAGCUACUUUCAUGCUUAUAGCAUGCUCAGAGCUCUAUGGUCCGAUCUCAUUUGUGGACCAGUGGGGUAAGGGGGUAUCUUGGAGAAGGUUUUCUGUGCUGCCUUUGGGCGCUCGGUAAACACAACUAUGCUCGAGUCAGGUGUUGAACAUCGAGCCCCCUUCGUAUGUAGCCUAGCCAAGUUCAAACACACUUAGCCUCUCGACCACGCUUCCCCACCUUUAUAGGCGCCAUGCACACAGAGGCAAUACAUGUUUUAAAAAAAAAGGCAUGUUGAAUGAAGGAUUGGUGACCACCACAGGUGGCAGCCAGCUGGUUAUGGGUGGGUGAAAUAGUGAACACCACAAAGACAAUUUGUAUGUUAAUUUGAUUUUAUCAGCAAACCAGGCAUGGCUGACUUAAAAUUAACCAAUUCUUUUUUUUUUCAAUAAAGGCGACUAUGAAAAAAAACACAGUGAAGAGAAUGUUAAUUAAGCAAAAUUUAAAGUGAACUGGACUCCAUUGUAUUUACAUUGUUUUCACCAUAGCCCAUUAAGACACUGUGUGAAUCCAAUGUGUAUCUUUUUGUGCGUUGUAUUUUAUUGAUGAAAUUAUUUCUAUGGACAGCUUAAAAUCCAGAGAUAAAAUUGUCAAUUAUGAAUCUAUUGUUGAACAAUAAAACACUAAUAUGGGU